Messenger RNA from Funneliformis mosseae, 501 nucleotides. The record is from the annotation of a GenBank genome assembly. Lineage: Eukaryota; Fungi; Glomeromycota; Glomeromycetes; Glomerales; Glomeraceae.
AUGGUGUUGUCAUUUAGUCAGACACAAAAUAGUGAAGAAGUGAUGCCAGUGGUGAUGAUACUAACUGUUGAUGUAUUUGAUUCUGUAAUUGACAAACUCAAUAAUGAAGUAGGACGAGCACCUAGUGACCUUGAUGGUAACGAUGAGAAAAUGGUUGAUUUUCUGGAUAAGGAUAUAACUAAAAUUCCUGAGGUCACAGACAUGUUAACUUCAAAGCAAGACAAUUCUGAAAAUAUAAGAUCAGCAUCUUAUGUCUUAUCAAAGCAACCGCAAGUUAAUGCAUCUAAAUUAGCAUAUCAAAUUUUAGAACAGGACUCGAGCUCAUCAGAUACUAUGCAAAAUAUAGCUUGCAUGUUUAGGAAAGUCAUUAAGGUUGAUCAAGAAGCAAUUUUAUACUGGUGCUAUUUUAUAGAGAAAUAUGACAAAAUGAUUGAUAACUUUGUUGCUGAUGGAGUUAAGAAAAAAACUGCAACAUCUAUGGUAUAUCAAGAAGUCAAAUAG